This is a messenger RNA of Neopelma chrysocephalum (saffron-crested tyrant-manakin), 1167 nucleotides long. RefSeq names its product olfactory receptor 14A16-like. Lineage: Eukaryota; Metazoa; Chordata; Aves; Passeriformes; Pipridae. Gene Ontology annotation, molecular function: olfactory receptor activity; G protein-coupled receptor activity. Gene Ontology annotation, cellular component: membrane. The annotation marks the transcript as partial. The transcript is spliced from 3 exons. Gene Ontology annotation, biological process: G protein-coupled receptor signaling pathway. The record is from RefSeq and is a predicted model, not a curated record.
AUGGCGACCAUCACACUUUCCACUGCCGCAGUCAGUUACCAUGGCAAUGAGCAUAUAUUCUCAAUGCCACGAUGCUGUGCUAAGAAUCAGCAAACGCCCAACAGCAGCUCCCUCACCCAGUUCCUCCUCCUGGCAUUCGCAGACAGGCGGGAGCUGCAGCUCCUGCACUUCUGGCUCUUCCUGGGCAUCUCUCUGGCUGCCCUCCUGGCCAACGGCCUCAUCCUCAGCGCCGUAGCCUGUGACCACCACCUGCACACCCCCAUGGGCUUCUUCCUGCUCAACCUCUCCCUCACAGACCUGGGCUGCAUCUGCACCACUGUCCCCAAAGCCAUGCACAAUUCCCUCUGUGUCACCACAACCAUCUCCUACCAGGGAUGUGCUGCACAGCUUUUUUUCUUUUAUUUCUUCAUCACAGCAGAGUAUUUCCUCCUCACCGUCAUGUGCUACGACCGCUACGUUGCCAUCUGCAAACCCCUGCACUACGGGACCCUCCUGGGCAACAGAGUUUGUGCCCACAUGGCAGCAGCUGCCUGGGCCACUGACUUUCUCUAUUCUCUGCUGCACACAGCCAAUAUAUUUUCCUUGCCCCUGUGCCAGGGCAAUGCCCUGGGCCAGUUCUUCUGUGAAAUCUCCCACAUCCUGAAGCUCUCCUGCUCAUACUCAGGCUACCUCAGGGAAAUUUGGCUCAUUAGGGUUAGUGUCUGUUUAGUGUUUGGUUGUUUUGUUUUCAUUGUUUUCUCCUAUGUGCAGAUCUUCAGGGCUGUGCUGAGGAUCCCCUCUGAGCAGGGACGGCACAAAGCCUUUUCCACGUGCCUCCCUCACCUGGCCGUGGUCUCAAUCUUUGUCAGCACUUCGUUUUUUUCUCACCUGAAGCCCCCCUCCAUCUCCUCCCCAUCCCUGGACCUUGUGGUGUCAGUUCUAUACUCUGUGGUGCCUCCAGCAGUGAACCCCCUCAUCUACAGCCUGAGGAACCAGGAGCUCAAGGAUGCCCUGAGGACAAUAAUGACUGGAUGUUUUUCAGGACCCUCCGAUGAGGUCGCCCUGGGCCGGAGUCCAACUCUUUCGUUGCCGGCAGUGCGGAGUCCAACUCUUUCGCUGACCGGGGGCGCGGAGUUUAACUCUUUCACCCAACUCUUUGCCUUCUUGUGCUGCAGCAAGACCGACCAG